Messenger RNA from Eutrema salsugineum, 225 nucleotides. Its product is annotated as putative defensin-like protein 119. NCBI's taxonomy places the organism in Eukaryota, Viridiplantae, Streptophyta, Magnoliopsida, Brassicales, Brassicaceae. The record is from RefSeq and is a predicted model, not a curated record.
AUGACUAAAGCCACCGUCUUUAGUAUAUUCCUUAUCAUCCUCGUUCUAGGAAUGAUAACGAAAGAGAUAAAAGGACAAGAAAUGUGCCAUGAUCUUCUGAUAAAAACAGAUUGCGAGCCUGCUGCGUGUACCAAUCUGUGUACCUUGAAAUGGAAGGGAAACGGCGCGUGUUUCCAAAAUGUACAUGUCUAUAGCUGUCUCUGCACUUUUCCUUGCCAGAUUUAA